CUUCCUGGUCUGUGUCACUGGACGAUUGCGGGAAAAACCCAAAAAUCAUUUUGUCAACUUUUACGCAUCGCGUAUGUGUUUCAGUAAAUUUUUAACAUAUAUCUACACGUUGUCAUUAGUUUUUACCCUUACAGAACAGUUCAGCGGACACUCCCAGAUUGUCACGAUGGGAGGAGCAUUUUCAUGGAUACAGAAGAAAAUUAUGACAGAGGAGGAGCCAGUGUAUGAAUUUGCAAAUAAUUUGGAAGACUUUGGAUACUUCUUCAAUGAGGAGGGUAAGCUGCGGAAGAAAGGUACAGAUGAACCGUUUGAGUUUAAUGUUCAGGAAGGGAACCACCAUUAUAAUCAGAAACAUUACAAUGCACUAGGUGAUAUUAUUACAGAGAAGAUUUACCAGAUGAUGGAGAAGGAUUACAAACUACAGAGAUCGUACCUACCGGUAAAUGCAGAGGAGGGUGAACCUCAGUCUUUCGUGUUUAUUAGUGGUGAUCUAUACACAAACUCAGACAAAUUGAUGAUUCUGGUACAUGGCAAUGGUGUAGUGAGGGCAGGACAGUGGGCACGCAGGCUGAUAAUAAAUGACUGUUUGGACAGUGGUACCCAGCUACCCUACAUAAAGUGGGCACGAGAAAAUGGAUACGCUGUUAUCGUUGCUAAUACAAACAUAAACACUGGUGAACUUCCAAACAAUAAAAAGAAGAAACCAGUCCCAAUAAAGGGUAACGCUACUCCAGAGGAACACAUGGAGUCAUUGUGGAGAGAAUUCGUCCAGAGGUGUUCAGUUAAACAUAUUGCUAUUGUUGCACACAGUUAUGGUGGUGUUUGUACACUGGAACUGGCCAAGAAACACCUACGAGAGUUUGAAGAACGUGUGUUUGCUAUAGCUCUUACAGAUUCUGUUCAUGGUCUGAGAGGGCAAGAGGCAGAGCCAGAGGUUGUUAGUUACUACAAACAGCAUGUAGUAAACUGGGCCUCAGCAUACGACCCACUGGAUGCCCCGCUUAUAACGACAACAGAUGAGGUACCAACUGUUUCAGCAGGUACAGACAAGCAUGAGAACACAAGCUAUUCAAGUAUGCAUUCCAUUUUCAAAUUCUUCAAAGAGAAGUAUGAAGAAACUGUUAAUCCAUCAAAUAAAUGUAAAAAUGAAGGGGACUCCAACGAUCAAAUAUUACCGGCUUCAGAUACACCAGCAAGAGAUCAAGGGGAAGGGGAGGAGACAAAAGAUCUAACCAAUCAGAUGGAAGAACAAGCACAAACUGACCAAUCUGGUACUGACAUGAAAGAAUCUGGCAGUUUGGAACAGACUGAAUCUAGCCAGUCAGAAACUAUUCCAGGGGACCAUGCAGUCACUGUUGAUGAGGUGAAUCCAGAGGUUAAGUCAGAACUGUAGGAAUAACAUAAACUUGCAUGGUUUCAAAUGGAAAAUGACUUGAGAUAGUUUUCAUCAGUUCUAUGUCCUAAGAUAAUAAUACCCCCAGUCUUUUGAGGCUAUAUUAUUGAUACUCUUGCCAGUCCAUAUUUCCUUUUUGAGGCAUGUCAUUGGAACUAUUUAAUGCAUUUUUAAAUUACUACAUAUAAAUGUUCACCAUCAUAAUAAGACACGAUACAAACAGGAAACAGUUCACAAGGUCAAGGUCACACUUGGUUGUCAAAGAGCUAUGUUUGUGUUUGCUAUAUAUAAAACAGUAUCUCCUAAACUGCCAGGAUUUUCAUAAAUUGUUCACCUCAUAAAAAUGACAUGCAGAGUACAUAACAUAGGCCACUCAGUCCAAGAUGAAGAUUACACAUCAAGAAAGGUCAUUAUUACAAUAUUUUGUCCUUUAUCAAAGCUGUGCCUGGGGGUAUUAGUGAUAAGUUGACAACUAUAGUUAAUAAUAAACAAAAUCUGUUUUUGAAUAAUGUGAAAUCUAUUCAUUAAGAUUUACAUAGCUUAGUAAAAUAUGCAAUAGUAGAAAUUAUAAAAUACCUACAACAGAUACUGCAUGGUGUAACCAUGUGGACAUUGCCUCUAGGGCCGUAAUUUUGUGUUUCACAUUUAGUUUCUUUUCCUUCCUGUAAAUGUACAGGAUUUACUUGGAUAAACUAGUUAAAGUAAGUAGUAGAGAUGGUACCUAAAAAAUUCAAGUUCAUCUUUAUAGGGGUUUUUUCAGAGUGAAAUGAUAGCUAAGUGUACCAAUUUUCUAAAUAUAUUUAUGGUAUUCCUCUUCUCCAUGUCAAAAAUAGAAAUAUUUGCUAUCUAAAAAAUGACUUUCUCAAAAUAUCUGAAGCAAAAUAAACAAUUCUUGUAUUGACCGAUUUUCAAAGAUUUUAGGACUUCCCCAAUUAUAGUCUAUAUCAAAAGCUCCCACAGCUAAAUAAAUUCAAUAGAGUAUAAGGUAAGUUUACUCUACUUUCAACAUUUUGAAAGAGCCUAUACUGAACUUCCUUUUGUCUUUUAAUAAAGUCAAAUUUCAAGACUAGCCAAGAGUCUAAAACGCUUGAAAAAAUUCUGAGUGAAAGAGAAUGACAUGCUCUUUAUUAUAAGCUUACCAAAACCAUACCAAAAAUGUACCUUAAAUAAGUUAUAAAAGAUUUUAUAUUGUAAACAAACCCCUACACCAUUUUACCAUCCCUACUUUCCACUCAUGAAUGCACUCAGUUCAGGUGAUAAUUGUUGAUAUAUUUGUAAAUCAGAGGCCCCAACAAAAACCUUUUUUCAAGUUGUGUAAACAGUAUAAGUUUUAAAUUAAUGUUGGUAUCUGAAAUUAUCCGAUUACUUUGUUUUCAACAAUAGAUAAAAACACCUUUUAGUUUGUUUAGGGUAAUUGACCUGUAACGAAAAUCAUCAAAUAGAGUAAUCUCCAUAUGCUUUUUCAGCAUUUAUUCGUUUUUCAAGGAAAGCAAAUGAUGUGCUAGUUCCCUCCAGAGAAUGUUUAAAUUGAGAAUUGCUUAAAAUACAUUACAUAGAGUCAUUACCUGUCAGCUACCUUAACAUGUAGUAAUUACAACCACUACCUUAAAACAUUGUAAUUGACGACAAUGAAUUUUUGUGUUACCAAUUUAACUUUUUUUGUUAUUUCUCAUUGUUGGAUAUAUACAUUUUACAUUUUGAUAUAUAAAUGUUGUGUAAACCAAUGUAUCACCAUUGAGAACAAUAAAUAAACAACUUUGGCUAAAAGAUUAAAACUUAAUAACGUUUCUUAAUGUCGUUAAUUUUCUUCAAAGGAAUGUAUGCAUUAUUCUAUAUAAUCUUCAUGCAUUACUAAACAUUCUAUCAGGGCCUCACUACAACUUACAAAAUAACUGUCAGUGUAAGUCAUGAGAAAAGCGUGCAUACUGUAUAUUGAAUACAAAGGGAUUUAAACAAAUAUAGGUCAUAUUUUGUCUGCCUGAUAUGUUGUUUGAAAAAGGACCUAUCUGAUUUUUCUUUCACUUUUGAUCAAUGUUUAAUGUUGGCUUCAGUUUAUUGAUCAGUCCAGGGUUGUCCCCCUUUGAUUUAUUUGGGUAGGUACCAUCUCUAUAAGUAGUAUGUAUGAUGUCACAAUACACUUGGACACUUAUGGUAUCUGCUGCACUGGUGUGAUGUUACAGGGUAACAGUGUGUAUUUUGCUUGAAUGGAUUGCAGGGUUCUCACAGGCCUUGAAAAGUCCUUGAAUUCGAUGGUAGUCCUUGAAAACUCCUUGAAAAUGACAAAAACCCUAAAAAACCUGGAAAAGUACUUGAAUUUUGAAAAAAACUGCUUGAAUUUGACCUUUCACUCCUUGAAAACAUUCUGUCCGUAACUUUGCUUUGCAAAAUGAAUAAUGCUUAAAAUAAAUCGGACAAAAUGAAAAUAAAUUCUUGAAAUUCACUCAUUGAUUUCCCCGUAUGCUAUGGUAGUGGUCUACGGCCGCAUUUUAUCUAUAUUUACACAGAGUGCUAUUUCUACUAUAUCGCCGUUUGUAUAUUUCCGUUUCCAUUUAAAUAUUCCGGUGAAUAAUAACUCGCAAUUUUUUGCUGUUUGCGAGUGUUUCCAGUGAAUUUAAAAUGAGUAAAAAAAAUAAACAUGUUAGCUCAAGUAAGUGGGAGACAAAGGGCGAAUAUAAACAGUGGCUGAAGCGCUAUAAAGCAGACUGAACGAAGGGUAUAUGACAUCGUAUGACAAAAUUCUUGACGUAUCAACAGUGGGAGUGCGCUAAAAAGUCACAAGAAAAGCAUUAAACAUCAGCAAAAUAGUGAAUCACAUCAAUCUAACAAUCCAGUUACGUCAUUUUCAAAGGUGUGACAAGUGAUGGUUGUUUUAUUUUUGCAUUACAUGAUGAACACAAUAAAAACUCGUUAAAAGUUGUUCAAAUUAGGUCACGGUUUUGAAAAAAAAUAGUCCUUGAAAAAUUGUAAAUAGUCCUUGAAAAGUACUUGAAUUUUGUCUCUGAUAUUCUGUAUGAACCAUGGAUUGUACUAGGUCUGGAAGACACAAGGUGUGCAAACCUUGAGUGUGUGAUCAGGCUGUUUGAAUCCACAAGAUUACCCUUUCAUUGUAUAUCUCCGCUGUUUUUUUCUGUUUUCAUUUUUGCACGAUCAAGAUUUAUUAUCAAGGCAGGAAUUUUAAUGAAAGUAGUCCAGACCCAGGCAAGAUACAGGAUCCUUUUUCCACCUAGUGCAAUACAGAACUUGUUUUUGGUUUUGUGAAAUGUUGGCUGCAUAUUUUAUAGAAUUUUUAUAUAUAUUUGAUAAAUCUUGUACAUUUUGUGUGAAAUAGAGCAGGUGACACAGUUAUCGACAGGUUAAUCUAAAUAUAAUUACACAAAUUACGUUCUUUGUUUACUUGUUGUAAUAGCUACCCUAUUAUGUAAAGCGUUUUUUGAUUGGUCCUUUCAAAAAGGUAUUUCCCGGUUACUGUGAUAUGACCACUUUAUGACGAUCAAAAAAUCGAUAUCCUUUAUUGACAUAGUUAUUGACAUCUGGAUAUAGUUAUCGACAGCUAUAUAUGAUCAUUUGAUUUUCUGGAAAUCUUAUGCAGUGUUUUAUAAAUAAAUGUAUUGACAUUCAGCUUAUUCACGUAAAACUGUUUACUUAAUAAAAACAUGUGCAGACAACAUGCUAGCUAGCCUCUCUUUCAAAUCACAUGGUUACGACUACAUAAUAUACAAAUUAUAAUUGGCCAAUAACUGUUGAAUUGAUUCAGUUAAUGACACUGAAAUAAAUGUUAUCGGAUUGUCGAGAGUAUUAAACAGAAAUAAUAUCAGUGUAGAGUCUAAAUGGUAUUUUUCCAUAAGUGAAUUAGGUCACACAUCUCGGAUUGGAAAAUUACCAAUCAUGACAUUUUCAUUUCCUUGAAAACUUGCAAAAGAAAACAUAGCUUUCAUUCAUUUAGAUGAAUUUGUCUAUGUUCCGAUUUUCACCAUUAAGUCUGGGUAAUGGAACAGCAUUUUUGCCCCCGUGGGUGUAAAGAAUGAUGGUGGUCUCUGUCGUGUUAGCUCUUCUGGUACCCGGCGUGCCAUUUUAUCAGUAAAGUUGUGCAGGGCACACCAUACAUGUUACAGUUGCUCUGCCUUUGCUUUGGCCAAGGCAUCUUGCAAUAUUUCAAUGACAGCCCUCAUUUUUGAGGGAGAAUGUUUCAACCUCUUUGUUAUGAUAAGAUGACAUCUAAAAUCAUGGAUAAAUGAUUUGUAAGCAUUUAAAUGCUAUAGAUUAACCAUUUUCCUAUACUAAAUUUAAAUAAGAAAAGAGGUUUGACGACUCUAAUAUUCACUUUGUAACAUUUUUAAAUAUUAUAAGGGACUAUAUCGAUAACUGUAGACAUCACUGAAAUUUGGAGAUAGUUAUUGACACCCCCCAGUAUGACACCAGCAAUGGAUGCAUGUAAUAGUUAGUGGUAUGCAACCUACAGAUAUACGUCAUAAGCCAAAUUAACAUAAAUAACCCGCCAAAACUACAGCGAAAAUUUCAAGUAGCAAAAUUUAGGACACCGGUGCUCUUACUGCAUGACAUAUUAAGUGCUUCUAUUUUAGAAACAACAACAAACAGUGCCUGACGAAAUUGUAUCUGUUGGUCAAAAAUAUGGUGCACAGCUUUCAGAAACAACAAAACGAACACAUAGAAUAUAUUUCCGGUACAUUGUGAUAUAGGGUUUUCAUGAGGUUAUUUCACUUAAAAAUCAAUAACUACAGAACUGUCGAUAAUACACCCACCUGCUCUAAGUAGCAGACACAAAGAACACGGCUUAGUUUGCCUCUAUAUCAAAUACAAGGUAUCUUGGAUGAGAUCUGCUGUUUUGAAUACUGCUUUGUACUGUUGUUUUAUGUGACUAUUGUGUUUUCUUUAUAAACAACGUUGCAGCUAAGACCCAAUUGGUAGCACAAUAUUGUGGUGACCCAUUGUUUGUACAUUACCACAUAAAAAUAAAGCAUAGAUUACCGUAGAUAUUUUCAGAACACCCACCUUGGAUGUUGUUGGUGUGUCUCACAAAUUUUCUCCAAAAAUGGAUUCACACUAUCCGUUAUGACAGAUUCACACUGUCAGUUAUGACAGAUUCUUUUUUUUAAGAUAUCUGAUAUUCUUACAAAUUACUGCAAAAAUUUCAGAAGUCUGACAUACUAAGUGGACAUAUGGUACACGACACAUCAUGAAAAAUCAGUCGUUGUGCUAGGUUGCUAGGUGGGUCGUCCAUCAGCGAUCAUUAGGGUAUGUCACCAUGCUAGUUUUAAAGGUAUAGACAGGAUAAAUUAAUUACAUUUAGAAAGUGGAAUUCAAAUUUAAGAGAGACCUCCGUGGCCAAGUGGUUAAGGUCGCUGACUUCAGGUCUUUUGCCCCUCACUAAUGUGUGUUUGAGCCUCUUGGGGCGUUGAAUUCUUCAUGUGAGAAAGCCAUCUAGCUGGCUUACGGAAGGUCGGUGGUUCUACCCAGGUGCCCACUCUUGAUAAAAUAAUGCACAGAGGGGCACCUGGGGGUCUUCCUCCACCAUAAAAGCUGGAAAUUCGCCAUAUGACCUAUAAUUGAUUUUUUGUUUGUGAUGCUCAUAGCUCAAAAAAAAUUAAGAACCAAGAACAGAAGCAAACUCUAAAUUGAAUUUUAUGGUAAAUUAAAUUUACUGACAAAUUCUUAAGUUUUACUUCUUUACACAUGAAUUUACAUCAUUCAUAGAAAUGAUUUUAUUCAUUCUAAAUUCAACACGAAAUAAUUUUUUUAUCUCACCUGUCAGAGCACUAAAGAAGAUAUUAUUAAUCUAUUUAAAGGAAUGUAUAAAAAACAUUGUAUCUGUUGUUAUAUGUUUUUCUAAGGUAAGUUUAUGAUCUGCUUAAUGAUAUAAUGCAUUUUAAAUGUGAGGGUAUUUUAAUGGCUCCUUAUAUGGGGAGAGAGCUUAGUGUUUAGCUCAUGUCAGUUGGUAAAUCCAUUUGAUGUUUCUCAUUAACCAGAGAAUGUUCAGACCUGAAUGGCAUUAAAUCUUCUAAUAUGAUUGCCAUCGGUCAGUAAACCCCAAAAGUCAAUUUUAUGUAGUUAAUACUUUACAUGUUGUUCUUUUACCAUGGAUAACAAAUUCUUGUGUACAAUUCCAAUUAAUCGAAUGGUUAAUCAACAGUUUGUUUAUAAAACGUUGUUGUGCCCCUACUAUUAGUGGUGGGGGCAUAUAAAUUUGGUCUUAACUGUGCGUCCGAAAAAAGACGCACCUAGCUCAAAAAGUAUAUGAUAUAAAUAGAUGAAACCUUGCAUGAGUCUUUAUCAUGAUAUGAACUUGUGCACCUUCUACUUUUCGUUUGGCUCAGCCCCUUAUUUUUAGAGUUAUGGCCCCAGAAAUAGUCAAAAUGCACAUUUUCACCUUGUGACGCGCCUAGCUAAAAGUGUAUUUGAUAUAAAUUGAUGAAACCAUGCAUGAGUCUUUAUCAUGAUAUGAACUUGUGCACUCCUAUUUUUUGUCUGGCUCCGCUGCCUAUUUCCAGAGUUAUGGCCCCUGAAGUAGGUAAAAAAUGCACAUUUUCACCUUGUAAUAUGCCUAGCUCAAAAAGUAUUUGAUAUAAAUUGAUGAAACCUUGCAUAAGUCUUUAUCCCGAUAUGAACUUGGGCAUCUCCUAUUUUUCCUCUGGCUCCACCCUACUAUUUCUAAAGAUAUAGCCCCUGAAUGCAUGAGUCAUUAUCAUGAUGUGACCUUGCACACUUAGCAUUCUUCUUGAGAUUUUAGCGCUAAUUACAGAGUUAUGGCCCUUGAAAUGGCCAAUUUGAAAAUAGUUGAUUUUUUGUUUGUGAUGCUCAUAGCUCAAAAAGUAUAUGGCCUAGAAUAAUGAAUCCUUUAUAUAAAAUGUUUUUUGAGCUAUUCCCUCCUAAGACUGCAAACAUUUGAAUUAUUUCCCCUUAUUUGUGACAAAUGUACCAGUGGGGGCACACCCUGUGUCCUACAGACACAUCUAGUUUUUUUGCACUUGCACAUGUUGACAGUCAAAAGACAAUUGCCUGACUGGUGUAAUGGAUACUUUGAUUAACUUUUACACUUCUCACGAAAAUCAACACUGUGUAUUCAACACUCAUUUUGACAUCAUGCAAAUUGUCAGCAGUUCGAGUAGCAGUAAUUAGCAAGUGUGGAUAAAAAAAAAUUGGGUGACUUGAAUUUUGCUUUGAGGUUAGAUUUACGCAAAGUUUGAAGCUCUAAAGUGACUACUUCAACCAAGUUGCCCCCGCACAGAACCCCUUUAUGUGGUCGUUAGAUUUCUCCUAUUUGAGAGGUCAGUGCCACAAUUUCUUUUCAAGGGAAAUAUUGAAAUAUCACAAAAUUUACUAUAAAAGUUUGUCAAUGGUCAGUAUUUGAAAGUGUCGACUGUAAGACAAAUGUUCUGAAAUUUAUUUUGACUUUGUUUACAUGCUAAAAUUAUAUUACAGGUAUAAGUCAAUGGUAAUAAUAAAAUCAAACUACCUUAUAUCUUACAGAUGUUUUUCUUUGCUUUAAAUUCUUUAUUAUGCAAGAAAAAAGUAAAAUUGAUAAAGUUGUCAAUGAAACACUUUGUCAGAGAAUUGUGUGCCUGGUAAUUUGCAGAAGUAAUGUAUGUGUGACCUACAGCAUGUAGUGCAGGUAGAACACAUCCUUUGGUCAAUAACUGGAUAGCGCUAUGGCGGACAACCUUACUUUGAAGGUCAGAUGUCAAGUUAAAGGUGAACUUAAGACCUAGACUUACACAGGAUACAGUUAUCUCUGACAGGCCAUUAUAAGGGCAUAUCAGGAAAGAGGUUUUAAUACAAGCUUUUAGCUUACUUCUCAAUCCUAUCACAUUAAUAAAUGUUUGAAUGAUACAUAUUUGGAAAAUAAAUAUUGUUUAAACCAAGGGCAUAUGUUUCAAACAAGUUGUUUAACUACCAUUGCUGUAAUGUCUGUUUUUAUUGAAACUUUUAAACAUGCUUGCAUUGAAAAUGUUUGUAAAUACUUACCUAUGCUUUAAUAAAAGUAUUCUUUUAGGA
This is a messenger RNA of Mercenaria mercenaria, 9403 nucleotides long. Its product is annotated as cotranscriptional regulator FAM172A homolog. The record is from RefSeq and is a predicted model, not a curated record. The transcript is spliced from 12 exons. Gene Ontology annotation, cellular component: nucleus. Gene Ontology annotation, molecular function: siRNA binding. Gene Ontology annotation, biological process: regulatory ncRNA-mediated heterochromatin formation. The coding region runs from base 74 to 1393 and encodes 439 amino acids. NCBI's taxonomy places the organism in Eukaryota, Metazoa, Mollusca, Bivalvia, Venerida, Veneridae.